AUGCGAGAGAAGGCCACCUGGAUGCACCCUCGGACGAGACAGUGGCACCUGCUGCACUAUGUCCUCACCCGGAGGUGAGACCAGCGGGACAUGCUGGUGACAUAGGCGAUUUCGAAUGCCGACUGGUGGACUGCUCAUCGUCACGUCGUCUCCAAGAUGCGAAUUCGCGUACAGGCUCGCAGGAGACCUCAAGGUAAGCGACCCCCAGGUAAGCUGAAUAUUGCCUUGUUGUCUUUGCCCCUUCACGAUCUCCAUUUCAGCAGUAAGCUAGCUCAGCGGCUAGUCAACCUCCCAGUCGCCGCCGCUGAUGCCGCCACUGACGUGACCGCUCCGUGGAGAACCGAUGGUUUCAAUUGCGAGACACAGUCCAGUCGACGGCCCUGACUGUCCUCGGUCGCGCAUGUCGCCAACACCAGGACUGGUUCGAUGGAAACGACGCCGCCAUCAGCGACCUGCUCACCAAGAAGAAUCAACUGCACAAGGCCUAUGUCAACCGCCCCGCCGACGACGACAGAACAGCCUUCUACCGUAGUCGCCGCCUUGUGAAACAGCGGCUGGGGAGGUGCAGGACGCUUGGAUUGCUCGCAAGGCCGAGGAGAUCUAAGGUUACGCGGAUCGCAACGAAUGGAAGAACAUCUUCGCCUCGAUUGAAGCUGUCUACGGUCCGCCAACCAAAGCAACUGCACAUCGUCUCAGAGCUGACGGCAACAUCCUAUUCACCGAGAAGACGCAAAUUCUACAGCGAUGGGCCAAACACUUCAGAAGUAUCCUCAACCGCCCCUCCACCAUCUCCGACAUCGUCAUCGCCCGUCCGUCUCAAGUGGAGACCGACGCUGACCGCGACCCCCUAUUCCUAUCUCCUCGUAACCAUCAGGGCCCUGUAGCAGCUCUCCAGCAGAAAGGCGCCCGGAUCGGACGCGAUCCCUGCUGAGAUCUACAAGCACGGUGGCCCCAAUUCAUGGAUCAUCUGACGGCGCUCUUCCAGCAGAUGUAGCUUCAAAGAGAAGUCCCGCAUGAUUUCAAGGGCCCAAGAAUCCUCUAUCUCUAUAAGCGGAAAGGUAACCAACAGCUCUGCGACAACCAUCGAGGCAUCUCCUUGCUGAACAUCGCCGGGCAGAUCUUCGCUCGCAUCCCUCUCAACCGCCCGAACAACCAUCUGGAACAAGGUCUCCUGCCGGAAAGCCAGUGUGGCUUCUGCCGCCAUCGUUUGACCACGGGCAUGAUCUUCGCCUCCCGUCAAAUGCAGGAGAAGUGCCAGGAGAUGCGGAACCACCCGUACUCUACCUUCGUAGCUCGGACGAAAGCCUUCGAUACGGUGAAUCACGAAGGACUGUAGAAAAUCAUGAAGAAAUUCGGCUGUCCCGAACGGUUUACCCAGAUGGUGCGUCAGCUCCACGAUGGCAUGAGUCGCGGACAAUACAGCUGUCUCAGAGGCAUUCGCAUUGACCAACGGAGUGAAGCAGAGCUGCAUUCUGGCGUCCACCCUCUUUAUUUUCAUGCUCUCUGCCAUGCUGAUGGACGCCUACCGUGACGAAAGUCCUGGAAUCCGCAUCACCCACAGGACGGACGGCCACCUUCUCAACCACAGGUGGACGCACUUCCAGUCGCGUUUUUCCACAACUACCGUCCAUGAACUUUUCUUCGUCUACGACUGCAAAGGAGCACGGAUCUCUUCGCCGCCUGCGACAACUUCGGUCUGGUCAUCAGCACGGAGAAGACAGUGGUCAUGCAUCAACCGCCACCCGACCCUGCCUACGUCGCACCCCAAAUAAACGUGAACGGCGUCCAACUCCAAGUAGUGGACAACUUCACGUAUUUGGGCAGUACCCUAUUCCGCACCACCAAGAUCGACGAUGAAGUGGCCUGCCGGACUUCCAAAACCAGUCAAGCUUUCGUUCGUCUGCAACGAAAAAUUUGGAAUCGCCACGGUCUCCACCUAAACACCAAUCUAAAGAUGUACAAGACCGUCAUUCUGCCGAUGCUGCUUUAUGAACGGAGCACUGAUCGGUGUACAAGAAGCAGGCGCGGAGGCUCAAGCACGUCCACCUCAGCUGUCUUUAACGAAUAA
Messenger RNA from Spirometra erinaceieuropaei, 2068 nucleotides. The record is from the annotation of a GenBank genome assembly. Lineage: Eukaryota; Metazoa; Platyhelminthes; Cestoda; Diphyllobothriidea; Diphyllobothriidae.